Molecule: messenger RNA, 2680 nt
Organism: Phacochoerus africanus (Common warthog)
Lineage: Eukaryota; Metazoa; Chordata; Mammalia; Artiodactyla; Suidae
Gene: FOXP3
Product: forkhead box P3
Exons: 12
Coding region: 297-1766 (489 amino acids)
Biological process (GO): regulation of transcription by RNA polymerase II
Cellular component (GO): nucleus
Molecular function (GO): RNA polymerase II cis-regulatory region sequence-specific DNA binding; DNA-binding transcription repressor activity, RNA polymerase II-specific
Source: RefSeq, a predicted model, not a curated record
GAGAGAGAGAGGAAAGCUAUGAGAACCCCCCCCCCAACCCUGUGAUUAUCAGCAUACACACUCAUCGAAAAAAAAAAAAUUGGAUUAUUAGAAGAGAGAGAGAGGUCUGUGGCUUCCACACCGUGGUUUUUCUUCUCGGUAUAAAAGCAAAGUUGUUUUUGAUAUGUGACAGUUUCCCACAAGCCAGGCUGAUCCUUUUCUGUCAGUCCACUUCACCAAGGUGAGUGUCCCUGCUCUCCCCCACCAGAUGCGGGUCCAGCGGAAGAGGCGACAGUGAGUAAUAAUCGUAAUAACAAAUGCCAGAAGACCGACGGGUCAAGUCCUUAAUCUUUGCUGGGGCACAGGGCAAAGAUAAAUCAAUGGAUCGAUGUGCGGAUGGCCUGCCCUCCGACAAGGACCCGAUGCCCAACCCCAGGCCAGCCAAGCCCUUGGCCCCUUCCUUGGUCCUCAGCCCAUCCCCAGGAGCCUCGCCCAGCUGGAGGGCUGUACCCAAGACUUCAGACCAACAGGGAGCCAAGGGCCCCGGGGCAGCCUUCCAGGGCCGGGAGCUCCGAGGUGGCGCCCACGCCUCCUCUUCCUCCUUGAACCCCAUGCCACCGUCGCAGCUGCAGCUGCCCACAGUGCCCCUCGUCAUGGUGGCACCCUCCGGAGCACGGCUGGGUCCCUCACCCCACUUGCAGGCACUCCUCCAGGACAGGCCGCACUUUGUCCACCAGCUCUCCACGGUGGAUGCCCAUGCUCGGACCCCCGUGCUGCAGGUGCGCCCACUGGACAGCCCAGCGAUGAUCAGCCUCCCGCCGCCCACCGCUGCCACAGGGGUCUUCUCCCUCAAGGCCCGGCCUGGCCUGCCACCUGGGAUCAACGUGGCCAGCCUGAAGUGGGUGUCCAGGGAGCCGGCACUGCUCUGCACCUUCCCAAGCCCUGGUGUGCCCAGGAAGGACAGGUCAGUGCACAGGGCUGGGAAGGCCCCUUGGCCCGCCAGUCCUUCCCCUGACACCCUUUGUCCCCUCAGCACCCUUUCAACCGUGCCCCAGGGUUCCUACUCCCUGCUGGCAAAUGGUGUCUGCAAGUGGCCCGGAUGUGAGAAGGUCUUCGAGGAGCCAGAGGACUUCCUCAAGCACUGCCAGGCAGACCAUCUCCUGGAUGAGAAGGGCAGGGCGCAGUGUCUCCUCCAGAGGGAGGUGGUGCAGUCUCUGGAGCAACAGCUGGUGCUGGAGAAGGAGAAGCUGGGUGCUAUGCAGGCCCACCUGGCCGGGAAGAUGCCCUCACCCAAGGCUCCAUCCGCGGCAUCAUCUGACAAGGGUUCCUGCUGUAUUGUAGCCACUGGCACCCCGGGCACCGCCGUCCCAGCUUGGCCGGGCCCCCAGGAGGCCCCUGACGGCCUGUUUGCUGUGCGCAGGCACCUCUGGGGCAGCCAUGGAAACAGCACGUUCCCAGACUUCUUUCACAACAUGGACUACUUCAAGUUCCACAACAUGCGGCCCCCUUUCACCUACGCCACCCUCAUCCGCUGGGCCAUCCUGGAGGCUCCAGAGAAGCAGCGGACACUCAACGAGAUCUAUCACUGGUUCACACGCAUGUUCGCCUUUUUCAGAAACCACCCUGCCACCUGGAAGAAUGCCAUUCGCCACAACUUGAGCUUGCACAAGUGCUUUGUGCGCGUGGAGAGCGAGAAGGGAGCCGUGUGGACCGUGGACGAGUUCGAGUUUCGCAAGAAGAGGAGCCAGAGGCCCAGCAGGUGUUCCAACCCCACCCCCGGCCCCUGACUGCAAAGCCAAGGAAAGAAGGAUGGACAGGGGCCAAAACUGGGGGUGGAAGUGGCCAAGGGAGGGGCGACCGACCACGGACGUGCCUGCGGGGGACCAAGACAUAAGGUGUGCGCUGGCUGGCUGGCCAAGGACACCGCUCCCCAGCUGACCACCCUCUUGGAUCACAUGCUCUGCACCAACGCCGCUUAGGGGGACCCUGGCCCCAGCCCCGCCCCCCCACCCCCACCCCAGCCCCUUUGCAAUGGGCUCUCUAGCCAAACUGAGCCUUGGCAACCGACCCGCACACAACAGCCUGCCUCAGUCGCUCUCACAGACAACCUGGGGGCUGGGAAGGAUACCAAGAGUCACAGUCCUGUCCCUUGGACUCAACACAAACCCCCAGACACGAAGCGCCUGCCUCAAUACGCACAGACCAUCUCGAACCUGCAGUCGCACAGUCACAGCCGAGCACAGUCCUGGCAACCCACAUACCCCAAAGCACGCACCCGCAGCCAGCCUCCAGGCCCGCGGGUGCAGGGUCACACAGGGUGUGCCCAGACACCCGCCCAAGAAGUGGCCUCAGUACCUUCAGGAUCUCCGGUCCCAGAAAGCCACACAGACACACACUGGUCACGAACGGUACAUCACAUGGCUCCCAACACAAAUGCUUGGUCACUCAGGCUCUUUGAACUCACACCCACAGAGCACCCCACCAGGCCUCCUGAGUCCCACGCGGACACCCAAGGCCAUAUACACACCACACACACACACACACAAAAUCCCCAGUGUCUCGCCAGCCACCCGCCCCUCCCCACCCCCAGCUCCAUGGCCCCAACCACUCCUCAGCUUAGACUGCAGACAGAGCCCCUCAUUUAUUUGAGAUCCAAGGCCCCACGCCCCCCAGCGCCCUCCACAAUAAACUGCAGCCGAGA